Molecule: messenger RNA, 177 nt
Organism: Dictyostelium discoideum AX4
Lineage: Eukaryota; Evosea; Eumycetozoa; Dictyosteliales; Dictyosteliaceae
Exons: 2
Coding region: 1-177 (58 amino acids)
Source: RefSeq, a predicted model, not a curated record
AUGUUAUUCAAAACUUUAAUUUCAUCAAUUAACAAAUCAAAUGAAUUUUCAAAAAUAAAUAUAAAUAAUAGUAUUGAAAAUAUAAACAUAGAAUUGAAUAAUCAAAUUCAUGAUAAAACAGUUUCAUUAAAAACCAAAAAAGUUUACUUUACAAGACCAAACUUUGUUUCCUUUUAA